This is a messenger RNA of Effrenium voratum, 1767 nucleotides long. The record is from the annotation of a GenBank genome assembly. NCBI's taxonomy places the organism in Eukaryota, Dinophyceae, Suessiales, Symbiodiniaceae.
AUGGCGGACGCGCUCACAGAUGCUGGAAAGGCAGUGUUCGAUGACGUGGUGAUGGCCCAAAAGGUGCCGGCCGCCGUGGUCCAGCGCUUCAACGAGUGCCUCAUGACUGGCGAUCCUACGCCAGAAGAGGACCAGAAGGUCAUCGCGGAGUCCAUGUUCACCUGGGCUCGGGAGCUUGGGGCCAUUGAUUUCGCCCACUGGUUCUUCCCGCUCCGGGGCGGCGGCGGUGCGGUCGGGGGCAUGCUGGGCGCCUUUAAAAAAGACACCCUCAUUGACCUGGAGUUUGGGUCCCCGUUUGUCACCAAGCCAAUGAAGGCCUGCCUUCCCCAUGAGCGCCUCUUCCAAGGGGAGACGGAUGGGUCCUCCUUCCCCAACGGCGGACUGCGAGUGACGCACUCUGCGGCCGCCUUCACCACCUGGGACCGCGCAUCCCCUCCUUUCGUCAUGGACAGAUGCUUGUACAUCCCCUGCGCUUUUGUGACCCACUUCGGCAAGUGCAUUGACGAGAAGACUCCACUGCUGAGAUCCAUGGAUGCAGUGUCCAGUUCAGGGCUGCGGCUUCUGAAGACGAUCGGCAUCACAGAUGCGAAGACCAUGUUCAGUUAUUUGGGCUGGGAGCAAGAAUUCUUUGUGAUCUCCGCGGAGCAUUACAAGGCCCGGCCGGACCUGGUGAACUGCGGGCGCACGCUCUUUGGGAAGCUGCCCACCAGGCAUCAGCAGGGGGACCUGAACUACUUCCAGCCCAUUCCGGGCAAGGUUCAGGAGCUGCUGGAUGUGGCGCAGGCGCAGAUGCUGAAGAUUGGGUGCCCCAUGGCGGUGAAGCACAACGAGGUGGCCCCGGGCCAGCACGAGAUGUCUCCAGUCUUCCGGGCGGCCAAUGUCUCAUGUGACAGCAAUGUCUGUUUCAUGGAAGUGAUGAACAGGGAAGCGGAGAAGCUCGGCCUGCAAGUCCUCUUCCAUGAGAAGCCCUUUGCAGGGAUCAACGGCAGUGGCAAGCAUGCCAACUGGUCGGUUGGAACUGACACUGGCCUGAACUUCUUCUACCCGGGCAAAACCGAGGACGGAGCCAAGCUUUAUGUCACAGCCAUCGCCUGCCUGGCCUAUGGUUUGUCCCAAUACAACGAGCUGGUGCGAUGUACCGUGGCCUCAGCGGGCAAUGACCAUCGCCUGGGCGCGCAAGAGGCGCCUCCAGCGAUCAUCUCCCUCUACCCAGGUCAGGGCUUCGAGCAACACGUGGACAGCAUCGUGGCCGGGGGGGAGCUGUUGGGCUACAAGGCGGAGAAGAAGAAGCAGGACACCGGCUGCAGCGCGGCAAUGCACAUCGAGGCCAACGUGGAGGACAGGAACCGCACGGCGCCGUUUCCCUUCUGCGGGAAUCGCUUCGAGUUCCGGGCCGUCGGCUCUUCCCAGAACUGCUGCCUGCCCAUCAUGGUCUGCAACGCCAUCAUGGCGCAGGGCAUGGCGCAUCUGGCAGGACUCAUCGAAGGUGGGAUGAGCCACCGCGAUGCUGUGGCACAAGUGUACAAGGAGAAUAAGCACGUGAUCUUCACUGGCAACGGCUACUCUGCCGAGUGGCCUGUAGAAGCAGCCAAGAGGGGUCUGCCCAAUCUUAACACCACGCCCAAGGCGGUGGCCACUUGGAAAUCAGACAAGAACAUCAAGCUGUUCGAGGAUCUGAAGAUUUACACCGCAGAAGAGACAGAAGCACGCCAAGAGGUCAUGUAUGAGAACUACAUCUCUUGCCUUUGCUGCUCGAGUCAAGAUUAG